GGCGGUGACAGGAGCUGCCGCUGGAGCCUAGGGCGUGUGUGAGGCGGGGGCCGCAGAGCGAGGAGCCGGGCCCGGGCCCCGCUCCCCUCCCCGGCAGCCAGCCGGCCGGCCGCAGGGCCCGCGGGAGCAGCAGCCAUGGCCGCGGGCUGGUGAGGGCGGCCGGGCGCGAUGUUCGUGCAGGAGGAGAAGAUCUUCGCCGGGCGGGUGCUGAGGCUCCAUGUCUGCUCCAUGGAGGGCGCGGAGUGGCUGGAGGAGGUGCCCGAGGACACGACGGUGGAGAAGCUCAAGGAGCGGUGCUUGAAGCACUGUGUACCUGGGAGCUUAGAGGAUCCAAAAAGCAUAACACAUCAUAAAUUGAUCCAUGCUACUUCAGAGAAGGUGCUGACAGAUACAAAAACGGUCUUGGAGGAAAACAUUCAAGAUAAAGAUGUCUUGUUGUUGGUAAAGAAGCGAGCUCCCCCUCCGCCUCCCAAAAUGGCAGAAGUAUCAGCAGAGGAAAAAAGGAAGCAGGAACAGAAAGCUCCCGAUAAGGAUGCUAUUCUCAAAGCAACAGCAAAUAUGCCCUCUCGCAAUGUAGAUCGCACUGUGGCCCACCACAACAUGAGGGAUUUCCAGACAGAGCUUCGGAAGAUCUUAGUUUCACUUAUAGAAGUUGCACAGAAAUUGCUAGCACUGAACCCAGAUGCAGUUGAACUAUUUAAGAAGGCAAAUGCCAUGUUGGAUGAGGACGAGGAAGACAGAGUGGAUGAAAUAGCCCUGCGCCAGCUUACAGAAAUGGGGUUUCCAGAGAGCCGAGCUGUCAAAGCCCUUCGGUUAAACCAUAUGUCAGUGACGCAGGCCAUGGAGUGGUUGAUAGAACACGCAGAUGACCCCACGGUUGAUGCACCACUUCCAGGUCAAACCUCAUUAGAAGCUGCCUCUGAAGUGGGUGCUUCCUCUGCUGGAGCAAUUGCUGGUCCUAGUUUGGAAGCUGGUGGGGAAGAGCCCAAGGAUGAGCUGACUGAAAUAUUCAAGAAGAUCCGCAGGAAAAGAGAAUUUCGUCCUGACCCACGAGCUGUCAUUGCCUUGAUGGAGAUGGGCUUUGAUGAAAAAGAAGUGAUAGAUGCACUCAGAGUAAACAACAACCAGCAAACCGCAGCUUGUGAAUGGCUGCUGGGAGACCGAAAGCCAUCUCCAGAGGAUUUAGAUAAGGGAAUUGACACCACUAGCCCUCUCUUUCAAGCCAUCCUAGAAAACCCAGUGGUACAGUUAGGGCUAACGAACCCUAAAACGCUGUUAGCCUUUGAAGAUAUGCUUGAAAACCCCUUAAACAGCACUCAGUGGAUGAACGAUCCAGAGACUGGACCUGUCAUGCUACAGAUCUCUCGAAUCUUCCAGACGCUGAACCGCACGUAGAGGGGAAUGCCGAUCCACUGUGCCACUUCUUGCUGUCUCUAGCUUCAUGUUUCCUGAACAAGAGGAAACAGAUUUUUUUGGGGGGUGGAAGGGAAAUGAAAGGAGGUCUGAGGGAAGAAGGUAGCGGAGGAAGCAAAAUAUCUUUUUGUUGUUUGGAUAGGCACCUCUCAAAUAAGAGUGUGUGUAGUUAUAGCCAUCCUGAAGUUAAUAGCCUUGUGGAUUUAAUGUUAGAGGUAGAGGUUUGAAGACUUGUUCUGGGGUUGUUUUUUUUUGCUUUCAGGUGGUAGGUUGAAAAUGAAAUAUAUAUCCAAAUACAGGAACAAACUUUUUGAACACAACUGAGCAUCUGAUUGGCGGAGAAAGUAAUAUGAUGACAUUGCCUCAUGUUUCAGUCUUCUUGCUCAAAAGGCCUAGGACAGCAGUUUUACUAGCCGGUGGUUGUAGCAUCUGGCUAGUGUUUACAAAAGGUCACUGACCACUAUCAUAGGAUAGUAAUCAUACUGUUCAUCUCUCUGCAGUGUUAAUUUAUGUCUAUAUCAAAAUACAAAAUGCUUUUUAAAUUGACACUUAGGAAUUUGUUUUUUAAAAUAAGUCCAAAUGUUGAGAGAACAUGGUUUUUAUCCAGACUUGUCUGUCUUG
This is a messenger RNA of Mauremys mutica (yellowpond turtle), 2034 nucleotides long. RefSeq names its product UBA domain containing 1 (gene UBAC1). The transcript has 10 exons. Bases 169 to 1395 code for a protein of 408 amino acids. The record is from RefSeq and is a predicted model, not a curated record. Lineage: Eukaryota; Metazoa; Chordata; Testudines; Geoemydidae. Gene Ontology annotation, molecular function: protein binding.